AUGACUCGCUAUUAUUCCGCUAUUGAUCGGUUCUUUAACAGAUUCCGUAAAAAGGGAUUCUUCAUAUAUACAUCAAUUGUUGUCGCAGCAACCAUAUAUUCAAUGUAUUCAUUGUCAAAUUUGCCAGAUGUACGGGAAAUUAAAGAUAAGGAAACUAAACGAUUAAGGGAUAAAAAGAAAAAGAAAGCUAAUGAUCAAGUAGAGAAGGAUAAGGAGAGUAAACUUAAAGAAAGUGACGAUAUUAAUGACCCAAUUAAAAAAGAACUUGCAAAAGAUCACAAUCAGAUUGAUAACUGGACUAGAAAGCAAUUAUAUUCAUUUUUGGGAAAACAUAAUAUAUUCCCGAAUCUUGAUAUAACAUUGGAUGACCUUAAAGAACAAGCUAAGGCUGUUUUUUAUAAUGACAUUGUGGCGGAGAUUUAG
This is a messenger RNA of [Candida] anglica, 423 nucleotides long. NCBI's taxonomy places the organism in Eukaryota, Fungi, Ascomycota, Pichiomycetes, Serinales, Debaryomycetaceae. The record is from the annotation of a GenBank genome assembly.